AUGGUCAGACGACAACAGGAAGAGCAACAGGUCUGUGUGGAUGACGAGGCACAAAUGGACCUGUUGGUUGCCCCAGUCACUUUUCGUCACCACCAUUAUGAUGACCUUGUGCGGACACUGUACAAGGUGCACAACCAGUGCCCCUACAUCACUCAGAUCUACAGCAUCGGUCGCAGUGUAAAGGGAAGACACCUCUAUGUGCUGGAAUUCAGUGACUACCCUGGAAUCCAUGAGCCCUUCCUGCAUGUGCGUUUUCUGCUUGCAGUGGAACCAGAAGUCAAGUAUGUUGGGAACAUGCAUGGUGACGAGGUGCUGGGCCGGGAGCUGCUGCUGCAGCUGUCCGAGUUCUUGUGUGAAGAAUUCCAGAACCAGAACCAGCGCAUCAUGCGGCUCAUCCAGGAAACGCGCAUUCACAUCCUGCCCUCCAUGAACCCGGAUGGCUACGAAGCGGCGGCCACACAGGGCCCAAACAUGCCUGAGUAUCUCGUUGGCAGAAAUAAUGCCAAUAAAGUAGACCUGAACCGUAACUUCCCUGAUCUCAAUAUCUAUUUCUACUACAAUGAGAAGCAUGGAGGACCCAACCAUCACUUGCCUCUUCCAGACAACUGGGAAAGUCAGGUGGAGCCCGAGACUAAGGCUGUGAUCCACUGGAUGCGCUCCUUCAACUUUGUUCUUUCAGCCAAUCUCCAUGGAGGGGCAGUGGUGGCCAAUUAUCCAUAUGAUAAGUCUCCUGGGCAUCGGUUCCGAAAUCCCUACCGCACUACCAAUUCCCCUACACCUGACGACAAGCUGUUCCGGAAGCUGGCCAAGGUCUACUCCUACGCACACGGGUGGAUGCACCAAGGUUGGAACUGUGGGGAUUACUUCCCAGAUGGCAUCACCAAUGGGGCUUCCUGGUAUUCUCUCAGCAAGGGAAUGCAAGACUUUAAUUAUCUCCAUACCAACUGCUUUGAGAUCACUCUGGAACUCAGUUGCAACAAGUUUCCCCGUCAAGAGGAAUUACAGCGGGAGUGGCUAGGUAAUCGGGAAGCCCUAAUCCAAUUCUUAGAACAGGUUCACCAGGGCAUCAAGGGAAUGGUGCUUGAUGAGAAUCAUCAUAAUCUCACAGGGGCUGUCAUUUCUGUCCAUGGGAUUAAUCAUGAUGUCACUGCAGGUGAACGAGGUGAUUACUUCCGGCUACUGCUCCCAGGUACCUACACUGUCACUGCCACAGCACCUGGGUUUGACCCACAGACAGAGAAUGUGAUCGUGCAUCCUGGGAGACCAACGCUGGUCAACUUCUACCUCAAGAGAAGCAUCGCUCCAGUAAACCCUCUGAGGAAGGCUCCAGGUGGAGGGCAGGGAGGCAGGAUGCAGGCGCAGCUUCGGAUAACCAAAAAGAAAGAUGGGGCCAGGAAGCAGCCACACAGAGGCCCUGGCUGAAGCCCACCGGGCCCUGGCCACGUUUAGGAAGUCUUUAUUUCUGCUCUCAAAUCCCAUGAGGCAUGCUCUCUAUUGUUUUUUAUCUGAGACAUAUUUAAAUAUAAACAUAUUGAGAACAGUUCAAAAUGGUCUUCAUGUGUUUCAGGAGUAAGCCUUCUCUAGGCCAAUGUCAAACAGCGUGGAGUGGAAAACUGGUGCAGUUGUACACAUACAGCCUGAGGGGUUCAGGUUUCUGUUCUGGGAGUUUGGUUUAGGCCUGUCCCCUGUGCAUCCAAGACUACUUCUGCUUGGUUGGCCACCCAAGAGGGGGUUGUUAUAAAGUGAAGCCACCCCAUAUGCCUGGCCCCUUCUGCACAUGGCCAAUUCCCUCUCCAGUUCUCCACAUCAUGACUCAGCCAAGGAGCCCUGGCCAGGACACCACAGCUGUGCUGUUUGGAUUCUUCAGCCAUCAGAAUCAUGAGCCAAAUAAACCUCCUUACUUUAUGAGUUA
Marmota flaviventris (yellow-bellied marmot) is the source of this 1912-nucleotide messenger RNA. RefSeq names its product carboxypeptidase N subunit 1 (gene Cpn1). The record is from RefSeq and is a predicted model, not a curated record. NCBI's taxonomy places the organism in Eukaryota, Metazoa, Chordata, Mammalia, Rodentia, Sciuridae. Gene Ontology annotation, molecular function: zinc ion binding; metallocarboxypeptidase activity. Gene Ontology annotation, biological process: protein processing; peptide metabolic process.